AUGAUUGCAUCUGUGGGCUACAAGUUCGCUAUUAGUGAGCUUUCGGCAGUGAAGAACGGCUCUCUUGUCUCGGAACCCGAGCCAUGGAUCAAUGACUUCCCGCUUUAUGAUAUCAACCGGGCAUUUAUUCAUUUCAACCAGUUUUCUCAAGAGCCUCCCUAUGCUGCAAAUAUGUCCCUGCUACCACCCAAUGGCUUGGCUAUGGUUGGCCAUGCCAAUUGCUUUUCAACCAGCAGAGCUGAUCAAUUCUACCCUGGUGACGUUGGAACUCUUCAUACUCGAGAAGUAGUUUUAGUGGCCAAUGGCUCAGUGGGCAAAGGUGACUUUUAUAUGACAGAAGACCCAGGCGACUGGCAUCGAAUGGAGACGACCAGCACCAACUGGUUUGAUCCGCCUCAAAGAGCCCUGGUUGAGUAUCGGCUCAAUGGGUCUGGGAGUCUUCAGAUCCAAUGGGCAAAGAAACCAAACAAAUCUUCAGAUUCGUGGAGGAUUCCGGUAGAGCAUCGAACUGCAGGUUUCUGCCACGGGCGGCUCUCUCGUUCCUUUCUUUCAGAAAUGACACUUUUCGAAAAGUCCAUCGCUGCUGUGAUGCCAUCCUGGGGUAACAUAACAGCCACAGAGCGCUUCAACAUCUCGGACCUGAUGCCACAGUACGACGUCUGCCUACAUGCAACAACCUAA
This is a messenger RNA of Fusarium verticillioides 7600, 681 nucleotides long. RefSeq lists its product as hypothetical. The record is from RefSeq and is a predicted model, not a curated record. NCBI's taxonomy places the organism in Eukaryota, Fungi, Ascomycota, Sordariomycetes, Hypocreales, Nectriaceae. The transcript has 3 exons. The coding region runs from base 1 to 681 and encodes 226 amino acids.